Molecule: messenger RNA, 1285 nt
Organism: Oryzias latipes (Japanese medaka)
Lineage: Eukaryota; Metazoa; Chordata; Actinopteri; Beloniformes; Adrianichthyidae
Source: RefSeq, a predicted model, not a curated record
AGUGUUUAUCCGGGAAUGCGCAGAAAAGCUGCGCACAGCAUCUCUGUGCCCGCCCUCUCUGGUCACGUGGUUGUCACGCUGAUUUCUUCAGCGCGUCCGUUGUUUCUGCCGUUUCAGCUUCGUCUCCGUUUGUUCCCGGACUCCGCCGGACUGAAGCGCGACAUGUCAACCAGGGUUGCCGUGGUAACCGGGGGAAACAAAGGCAUCGGCCUGGCCAUCGUCAGAGCGCUCUGCAGAGAGUUCCAGGGAGACGUUUACCUCACCGCCAGAGAUGUUGGGCGGGGCCAGGCCGCAGUGGCGUCCCUGUCCUCAGAGGGACUGAAGUCGUCCUUCCAGCAGCUGGACAUCAACGAUGUGGACAGCAUCAGCACUGCUGCUGCCUUCUUCAAGGAGAAGUAUGGAGGAGUGGACGUCCUCAUCAACAACGCCGCCAUCGCGUUCAAGGUGGCAGACACGACUCCGUUCGCCGUACAGGCUGAGGAGACCCUCAAGACCAACUUCUUCGCCACCAGAGACGUGCUGACCGCCUUCAUGCCGCUCAUCAAAGCAGGAGGCCGUGUGGUGAACGUGUCCAGCUUCGUCAGCUGCAGAACGCUGAACCAGUGCAGCCCAGAGCUCCAGCAGCGUUUCCGCAGCGAGGACAUCAGCGAGGAGGAGCUGGCAGGUCUGAUGCAGAGGUUCGUAGACAAGGCCAAGGCAGGCCAGCACAAGCAGGACGGCUGGCCUGAGAUGGCGUACGGAGUCUCCAAGACUGGAUUAACGGUGCUGUCCAUGAUCUUGGCUCGUCGUCUGUCCAAGGAGAGACCCAACGAUGGGAUCCUCCUGAACGCCUGCUGUCCUGGGUGGGUUCGCACCGACAUGGCCGGUCCCAAUGCCCCCAAAUCCCCAGAAGAGGGCGCCGUUACCCCGGUGUACUUGGCCUUAUUGCCUCCAGGCGCCACAGAGCCUCAUGGGAAGUUUGUCUCUGAGAAGGAAGUCCAGCCGUGGUGACACAUGACAGCAACUGAAGCGUGUUUUAUCCAAUGACAGAAAGUGUGAAGGCAUGUUAUAAAAAGGUCAAAUCUCAAAGAUAACAGUAACACUAUUCAUUAAAAAACAUGCUCUCUAGCUGAGGGUUUUUGUAAACUGCCUAGUGUUUAUGUGCCUGUCAGCAGCCAAUGUGCAAGGAUGGCUGGUUACCAUGGUUACCCGACGUUGUUCACUUUCACGUGUCACGGAAGGCUCACUCUGCCUUAACCAAAUAAUGAGCCCUGCAGUUACAAAAUAAAAGUUUGUUUCUACAGCA